Molecule: messenger RNA, 1185 nt
Organism: Gigantopelta aegis
Lineage: Eukaryota; Metazoa; Mollusca; Gastropoda; Neomphalida; Peltospiridae
Exons: 4
Coding region: 1-1185 (394 amino acids)
Source: RefSeq, a predicted model, not a curated record
AUGGCUGGACUGACUCUCUGUCUGGAAUGUUUCCGCUACGCAUGGGAAGUUUUCAAAUUGGUGCCAGACAUUAGCGGUAAACUGCACGAGCAAUAUCCACUAAAACCCUUGAAGACAACGGAAGUGAUGCAGGCAAAUCUAAGUAGCGUGAAGCCGUCUUACAAACCGACAGGAGUUGGGAUGUAUUCCUUCAUUCUAGAAGCUUCUGAUUUGGCAAACAACUCUCGCUUUAUAAGACGCUUAUGUCUGUAUGACCCAUCAUCAGAAAUCACUCUCAGUUCUGAGACAUUUGAAGUAUCUUCAGCUAGAGGAUUUGGAAAAGAUGCCUGGACCUCCAACAUAAGCAAUCCACUGAUCAUAAGCUGGAAAGAUCAUUUCGUUAACAAGAUUCACGACGACAAUAAGCUUCUUAACCCUGUGAAGGAAUAUUUAAAGAAGCGGGAUGAUGGCUUGAAGAAAAUUGAUCAGGACGACACCUUUGGUAAGAGAACAAUAAAAGGCAUCGGCAACAGCCGUGGCAUUGUCAAAUUUGAGGUUGCCCAUGCUAAGGACAGUAAUGGAGGAAGAGGACAACUAGAGCCGACAACUGGAUGGAGAAAUUUAACUUAUUCAACUCUGAGUACAUCUGUAGCUCCUAAUAAUCCAAGCAAAGGAGACACUGUCAGUAUCUGGGUACGAGCUACGGACAUCACAGGUCGAAGUAAGACAGACGUGAUCCGGGUUCACUAUGAUGAUUCACCACCAAACGCGUUAAAACAAGUACACUUUAAAAGAAAUGUUCCUGGCAUUUAUCCAUUUGGAUCAAAAGUUACCUUGACUACAUCCGACAGAGAGAGUGGUGUUCAUCAAGUCAACAUGACAGUUGUUAGAAUGAAACUAGAUUCUGACAUGGGAUCUCAUUCGUUCCAUAUCUCCACUAUACCUAAGUCAGCAUGCACGGAUGAGUUACAAGACAAAUGUUUCUGCUCGAAUGACCAACCAGACAUGUGUCAGAAGAAAACCCAAGUUCUGGAUAUCAACAACUGCUGGCUGAUGGUUCCAAGGGAUGGACUCAAAUCCGAGAUGGUGGAAUUGAGAUUUCAGAUUUUCAAUAAUGCGCUUCUCUCUGUCACCCGAUCAGUUAAUGUUUCUAGUUUGGUAACUCUAAAUGGCACAGAAGCUUGUGAGUAUUUACAAACAAUUUAA